This is a messenger RNA of Patiria miniata (bat star), 1536 nucleotides long. RefSeq names its product plant intracellular Ras-group-related LRR protein 1-like. NCBI's taxonomy places the organism in Eukaryota, Metazoa, Echinodermata, Asteroidea, Valvatida, Asterinidae. Bases 185 to 1141 code for a protein of 318 amino acids. The record is from RefSeq and is a predicted model, not a curated record. Gene Ontology annotation, molecular function: protein binding. The transcript is spliced from 2 exons.
CGCCGCCAUUUUUAGAAAUGUACAAAGCACGGCAGCGGUAGAACUUCGCAAGGGAGUUUUUGUUGAAGCUGGAAUCCUUUUUUUAGAAGUAAAGACUGUAAAAGGUAACAGCAUGUUUGCAACAUUAACACAGUAUUUGUCCAGUGGAUAGGAAGAUAGGACUACUACUGUGUUUUUUUUAAACAUGUCGAAAGAGCCGCACGAAUCGUUGGGACAAGUUGGACAUGUUGGAAACCAUGGAAACAUUGUCGAAGAUGUGGAGAAGGCGGUUUGCGAGGCCGUUGCUAGCCAGCAGAGGGUGUUAAAUUUGAGCCACAGGGGCAUAUCCAUACUUCCAGCAAGUGCCCAGAGGUUGACCCAUGUUCGGAGACUCUUGCUGAACAACAACAACCUCAUCAUGCCCCCGUCGGAGCUGGUGGCAUUGGAAAACCUGGAAGAGUUGAUUCUGGACGAGAACAAGUUGACGCUUUUGCCGUCCGGUUUCGGCCGUCUGACCAAUUUAACAUAUCUUAGUCUUAGCCAUAAUCAGUUAGGUUGCCUGCCGGCAGAAAUCGGCGACCUGCGGAACUUGCAACAGCUCUGGGUCGUGGGGACGCAGUUGGUAUCCCUACCGACCUCGAUUGGGUUGCUGGGCGCGUUGGAGAAACUCGGAGCUCGGGAUAAUGUUAUAACGUCCCUGCCCAACGAGUUCUGCCAACUCCGGCGAUUAAGAUGGUUGAGCCUAGCGAAGAACAAUCUCAGGGAUCUUCCCGCCCACUUUGGCCGGCUCGCGGAGCUGGCGUUCUGCGACCUGAGCGAGAACAAUUUCAGCGAGGUUUCGCAAUCUAUUACAGAACUGCCGAAACUCUCAUCGUUGAUUCUUCAAGGAAAUCAGAUCACCGAGCUCCCCGAUGAUCGCCUGCUAGGUUUGUCUCGGCUUACUAAACUGGACUUGAGGACAAAUCCCUUGAAAAACAGACCCAACCACUGGAAGGGUCUCGAUUUUAUCCUGCUCGGGUCUGUACCGACAAGUACAAGCAUAAAUGAGGGUGGAGCCAAUGCCAGCAGUGAAGAGGAGGAAGAAGAUGCAACAGACGGCGACGAUGAGGAAGAUUCUGAGGAACGGAACGGUGGACUUGACAAUGAGUCGAAGUCAGUGUGAUGCACACAGCCAUCGCUAGAGGAUGGGUGAGGGGGUCAGACAAGUCGACUGUUGAGACAAAUCGACUCGGGACAAGUCGACUGUUGAGACAACUCGACCGUUGAGACCACUCGACCGUAUGUGCGAUAAAUGGAAAGACAAGUCGACCGUUGAGACAAGUCGCCUCGCAUGAUUUUGGGCCUAGUUUUGGGGAUAGUACCGGGGAUUUUGACGGCGGCUGAUCGCCGUUUGGGAGUUAUGACACAUGACUUUGUUUUGUUGCAUAGAGCAGAGCUGAGCCGAUAUAGCGCAGCGUGAUUGUCCGUGCAUGCACAUUGUUCGUUUUUGCCGGGCCUGUGCGCGUGGCCGUACCGUGCACGUGCCGUGCACGUUAGCUGUCUCAACGGUCGAGUUGU